Messenger RNA from Acanthosepion pharaonis, 789 nucleotides. The record is from the annotation of a GenBank genome assembly. Lineage: Eukaryota; Metazoa; Mollusca; Cephalopoda; Sepiida; Sepiidae.
AUGUUCUAUCUAUCUAUCUAUCUAUCUAUCUAUCUAUCUAUCUAUUACACUAUCACAGUCGGUUCAUUAUCUAUCUAUCUAUCUAUCUAUCUAUCUAUCUAUCUAUCUAUCUAUCUCAUUCAGUUCAUUAUCUAUCUAUCGCAUUCUAUCUAUCUAUCUAUCUAUCUAUCUAUCUAUCUAUCUAUCUUAUUCUAUCCAUUAUCUAUCUAUCUAUCUAUCUAUCUAUCUAUCUAUAAUAUUCGGUUCAUUAUCUAUCUAUUUACCUAUCAUACUCGCUUCAUUAUCUAUCUAUCUAUCGAUCGAUCUAUCUAUCUAUCUAUCUAUUACAGUCGGUCCAUUAACUAUCUAUAUAUCUAUCUAGCUAUCACAGUCGGUUCAUUAUCUAUCUAUCUAUCUAUCUAUCUAUUUUAUUCGCUUCAUUAUCUAUCUAUGAUAUUCGCUUCAUUAUCUAUCUAUGAUAUUCGCUUCAUUAUCUAUCUAUUUACCUAUCAUGUUCGCUUCAUUAUCUAUCUAUCUAUCUAUAUAUCUAUCUCAUUUACGAGAGAGCUCUCUAUGAGCAUAUCAGUCAAAGGCACACAACUAUCUAUCUAUCUAUCUAUCUAUCACAGUCGGUUCAUUAUCUAUCUAUCUAUCUAUCUAUCUAUCUAUCUGAUUUGCUUCAUUAUAUAUAUAUUUUUUUCUCCAUCAAGACAUUCAUUAACUAUCUAUCUAGCUAGGAAUCCACUAUCACAGUCGGUUCAUUAUCUAUCUAUCUAUCUAUCUAUCUAUCUAUCUAUCUCUAUAACUUGA